Cydia fagiglandana is the source of this 1571-nucleotide messenger RNA. RefSeq names its product lysophospholipid acyltransferase 7-like. Bases 69 to 1553 code for a protein of 494 amino acids. Lineage: Eukaryota; Metazoa; Arthropoda; Insecta; Lepidoptera; Tortricidae. The record is from RefSeq and is a predicted model, not a curated record. Gene Ontology annotation, cellular component: membrane; mitochondria-associated endoplasmic reticulum membrane contact site. The transcript is spliced from 7 exons. Gene Ontology annotation, biological process: lipid modification; phosphatidylinositol biosynthetic process. Gene Ontology annotation, molecular function: lysophospholipid acyltransferase activity.
UCGUCAAAAUUGACAAGUACACAAGUCAAAACAUUUUUAUAUUUACAAUAAAUGGGUAAAUUUCGGUUAUGCAAACAGAUUCAGCAACCGCUAUAUUUUACACAUCGCUUUUAGCAUGUGUACCUCUUGGUUGCGUGUAUAAAAAUAUUCAAGAUAUACAAAAGCGGCUUGCAUUAGGUACUGGGAUAGGAAUACUGAUUGCUCUAAUUAUUUGUGGUCCCAAAGCAUUUUACACAGUUUUUUUGGUAUCGGGAAAUAUUAUUGUGAUUAAAUGCUGCGAUAAACGUUUCGUCCAUAAAAUGAGCCUCUCGUUUACAUGGAUGUUCCUUCUAUAUUUAUAUUUCCAUGUUGGAUGCACAAAAUACGCUGGAUGGUUAUUUCAAACAUUAUCAUUGCGGCUGGUCGGCUUAGCUUUUGAAAUUUACCUCUAUGACCAAACUACAAGCAACAAGACAGAGACCAAAAGUGCUCCUCAUAAAGUUCCCGCGAGUUUACUUGACGAAAAGGUUACUCAAUUAACCGCCGCUGACAUUGCCACGUAUGCAUUUUUCUUUAUAGGCAUACAUAAAGGGCCGUAUUAUACAUGGAAAACCUUCAACGACCAUAUAAACAGCACUGUCAGCGUGCAAGGCGAUUUCUGGGUGGUCACUGGGCAGAAGCUGAGAAAGACUUUGUUGCUGACGCUUGGAUAUUUUGCCCUGCGGUCGAAUUACCCGAUCUCCACGUACGAAGAUGACGAGUUCUACACAAACUAUGGCACCGAUUAUCGAUUCUUAUUCUGUAUGCCACAACUAGUGAUUUACUACCUGGAGUCCCAGAUCAUCCUCAUGAUUACCACCAGCACAUGUUCGGGAGCGGGGUUUGGCGUGUAUCCUGCCAAGUCCGUGGCGGUCCCGGGCGCUGGACCUACAAGACCUGUCGUAGGACCAGAACUGUCACCGGAUAAAGAAGAAUACAAUUUUUCAAUGCUCAAAUGUUUCGAUAACGAGAAAAUAUUGAUGGGGCCGAAAAUGAAGGACACGAUACGUGGCUGGGACAUGGCCACGCGGUACUGGUUCGCACAGUAUAUCGUCAAGAACCUUAUUAAUAAUAACUUCGAAGUAAGAAGUGCGUGCUCAUUCCUGCUUUGGACGAUAUGGACGGGUUCCACAAUCCAAGACACAAUCAUGGCACUGACUCUCUGGGUCUACAUUCACUUGGAAUCCGAUUAUUCCCAGUUGUACUCCGAAUCGCUAACAGGCCCAUGGGAUCUCGGCUUUGCGAUAAUGCGCAUUUUAUGCUUAUGCUACCUUACGCCAUGUCUCAUCAUAGAAGACUGGUCCGUAGCCCUGAGAUAUUACAAUUCAAUCUACUGGGUAUACCACAUGGUGCUCGGAGUUCUGACCGUGGCAGCGAUUGCUAUAGAUAAAAGGAGAGCAAGAGUGAAAUUCGUCUCGAAUGCAGAUGCUCUAAAAGAUAUUACCGCGAGUAAAAGCAAAACUGAUGACGUAGCACCAAGCAAGCCUGAAAACACGACCCAGGACAUCAGGCCGUCUACAAGUGGGAAUAAAUGAUAGGGGUUAUUAAAUCUA